Molecule: messenger RNA, 5409 nt
Organism: Phyllostomus discolor (pale spear-nosed bat)
Lineage: Eukaryota; Metazoa; Chordata; Mammalia; Chiroptera; Phyllostomidae
Gene: SEC14L4
Product: SEC14 like lipid binding 4
Exons: 12
Coding region: 91-1311 (406 amino acids)
Cellular component (GO): cytoplasm
Source: RefSeq, a predicted model, not a curated record
CCCUCGGGGCGGGACUCACAUCUGACCUCCCGGGCAAAACCGGGCGCCCAGGAGCCCCAUGAGCGGCAAAACCUGUCUCACACAAGCAUCAUGAGCGGCCGAGUCGGGGACCUGAGCCCUCAGCAGCAGGAGGCACUGGCCACGUUCCGGGACAGCCUCCAGGACCUGCUGCCCACCUUGCCCAAGGCUGACGAUUACUUCCUCCUGCGCUGGCUGCGAGCUCAGAAGUUUGACCUGAAGAAGUCUGAGGACAUGCUCCGGAAGCACCUGGAGUUCCGGAAGCAACACGACCUGGACAACAUCCUCACAUGGCAGCCCUCAAAGGUGAUCCAGCUGUACGACUCGGGCAGUCUGUGUGGCUACGACUAUGAUGGCUGCCCCGUGUUGUUCGAAAUCAUUGGGAACCUUGACCCGAAGGGCCUCCUCCUGUCAGCCUCCAAGCAGGAGCUGAUCCGGAGACGUAUCAAGGUCUGUGAGAUGAUUUCGCGUGAGUGUGAGCUGCAGAGCCAGAAGCUGGGCAGGAAGAUAGAGACAAUGAUCAUGGUGGCUGACAUGCAGGGGCUGAGCCUGAAACACUUGUGGAAGCCAGCUGUGGAGGUCUACCAGCAGUUUUUUCUCAUGCUGGACGCAAAUUAUCCUGAGACGGUGAAGAAUUUAAUUGUUGUUCGAGCCCCUAAGCUGUUCCCUGUGGCCUUCAACUUGGUCAAGACGUUCAUAAGUGAGGAGACUCGAAAGAAGAUAGUGAUUCUGGGAGGCAACUGGAAGCAGGAGCUUUCGAAGUUCAUCAGCCCCGACCAGUUGCCCAUGGAGUUUGGGGGGACCAUGACUGACCCUGAUGGCAACCCCAAGUGCCUGACUAAGAUCAAAUACGGAGGCGAGGUGCCCAAGAGCUACUACUUGCACAACCAGGUGAGGGUGCAGUACGAUCACACGGUGACCGUUGGCCGUGGCUCCUCCCUGCAGGUGGAAAAUGAGAUCCUGUUCCCGGGCUGUGUGCUCAGGUGGCAGUUUGCAUCAGAUGGGGCGGACAUCGGUUUCGGAGUUUUCCUGAAGACCAAGAAAGGAGAGAAGCAGCGGGUCGGGGAGAUGACAGAGGUGGUGCCCAGCCAGCGCUACAAUGCCCACCUGGUGCCCGAGGACGGCAGCCUCACCUGCCUCAAUGCUGGCGUCUAUGUCCUGCGCUUUGACAACACCUACAGCCUGAUGCACUCCAAGAAGGUCAGCUACACUGUGGAGGUGCUGCUCCCUGACAAGGCCUCCCAGGAGAAGAUUCAGGGUCUCGAGGAGACAGGACCGUCCCCAGCACAAUGAAGAAAGACCCUGGCUGUGCCUCUGUGCCUGUGCCCGUGCCCUCCAACCCCCUUUGCCCCCUACUCCCUGUCCGAUGCCCUCCCAGGCAGUGUGGUGCUGGAGGUGAGUGCAGAGAGUACUCACCCUACGUGGCCAUCUCAACUCCUCAUGGGACCACCUGGCAUAACAGCCAAGCAGGAAGGGGACACCCAGUGCGUAGGCCACCCUGAGGACUCUGACAAGCAUCUUAUCCCCUGCUUGGAAACAUUGAGAAUGAGAACCCCGAGGAUGAACCAGCAUCCACUGAGGAAGGAUCCUGCUCGCAGAAGCAGCCCGGAGUCUGCCUGACAAGGUCCACCUGUCCCAAGGCGCAGCCACUACCUGGCAUCCAGGCUUGGGGGCUUAAGCCCUGGGCCCUGCAGGGAGCACGGCCUCAGGCCCUAAGAGCAGGGAGGCAGAAUUCUUUGCACAAAGCGGCUCAGUGGGGAUGGGCAGGGCCAGCUAGAGGCAGCUGGGUGGAGGGACAGGGCAGGGCUGAGGGUGUCUCUUCUGAAAGAGCAUCAAGGCCCCUCCAGGGUUGUUCUGCCUUUGGAGGGAAAAUCAGAAAUGGAGAGCAAAACCCAGCAGGUGUAACCACCAGGAGAAAAGGCCAUGCUCAGCCUUACACAGAGCUGAGUGGGUGAAGCCUGAGUCUCCAGGGCAUUCCCGGUGACCCCCUUCCCCUCCCCACCUGCUGUGAUCCAGCUGACAUUCGGCUUGGGUUCUUCCUACCUCAGAGCAGGGGCGACACUGAAGCAGAGCCAGAGGAAGCUGGACUGUGCUGGAAUGAGAUAGAAUGCGCUGCCGUCACAGGGCACCCAUCUCAGGCUCUGACUUGCUUCUGGGAGAAGCAUCCAGCUUUUCCUCCACUCUUGUGUCUCCCAAGUGGACAGCUGAAGGUCAGCUGCCAACCUCUGACCCCACUAUGCAACCCAGCAGCUGGCCAGUGAUGGCUUCUAUCUCUCAAAAGCUGGCCCACCUGGUGCCCGCAGCCCAGUUGGGACCACCACCUGCACUGCUGGGUGGACUGCACCCAGCAGAGCCAAGCUUGCCGUGGAAUGAACGGAGGACACCAUCGAACUGGGUGUGGCUCUACCGGUGGACUCCAGCAGGCAAUGACGUCAUCGAACGGGGUCUGGGAGUCCAGGCUGCUCUACCCUGCCCCCUCCCCCCCCUGCCCCCUGCUCUCUGGCUGGGCCUGGCCAGUGGCCACCAGCAUUCCUGAAGACCUGGCUCUGGAUGACUUGGCCCUCGGCUCUGGAUCUCUGCCCAUGAGCUGCUUGUUUGUCCUUCAGUCCCACAGGGCAAAGGAGUGCCAUCCAGUAGGCGACGUCCCCAGGAGUGAGUGGCCCAAUGUCUCUGUGAAAGGGGCUCUCCCUGUAAGUCAUCAGCACCCUGGCUGCUCAGUUCCUCCCCAGAGACUGGAAGUCUCAGCAAGUGCCACUGUCCAGGUGCUUUGCGACCAAAAGGCCAGGCUCUGGCCCCUUUCUUGCCCUUAGAGUCUGUGAUUUCAUUUUCUCCAGUUUAUAGGAAGUUUCUAGAUUUCCCAGGACCUAUUUUUAGCAAGAAAAGGAUGAGAGUUGGGAAGGUGGGGGUCUUCAGGUGAGCUGUGUGAGGGCCUGGGACCCCCAGGCCCUGCAUCUGUGGCAGGAAAACCAUCAUUCACAGUUUCCCACGCAGGUCUGAACAGGUUCUGAUGCUAUAAAAAGCAAACUAAAUGGAAUGCAAUGCCAGAAGCCAGUGCUGUGAGGCACUGCUCGGCUAGCAGAAUGGGUGAGUCGUGUGGCAAGAAAAGAACCUGCUGUGGCAGCAUCAGGGAGACGGCCUGGGGCUGGCCGUCAGGCAGAAGUCCCAGGACACCCGUGCUCCAGGGCUGCUCCGAGUCCCAGGCGCGGCAGGCUUUCCCACUGCCCAUGUGGCACUGCAGGGUCACCCUCUGCGCAGCCGCCCCGGCUGCAGCCCUGUCUGGGAAACCCUGAGGCCCUCCCUCGGGCAUCCCAGAGCCAUUUCCCACUGCCCUUGGCAGGCUAUGGAGGGCGCGCUCACUGGGGUUGGGGGGACCCUUUGCCUGGUUUUGCUGGGCCCACCUUUUCCUAUGACAGAGGCCCAUAAUGCCUCACUUCUACUUUCACAACCUCCUGCUUAAAAACAAGGGGUUUAUGGACUUGACCCCUGACCCUUGCCCUUCUAACCACCCAUAGCCGAUUACCCACCACGAGCACAGCCUCAUCUGGUUUCCUCCCAAAAUCCAAUCCCAGAGAAUUUACACAGAUACAACUAAAACAAGGGGGUCAGGUGCGGGCUCCAGCGACUCUGAAUCCCGGGCCUGGCAGAGCACACCUCAGGUUAAGCAGGGAUGGCAGCAGUCACCUGCAGAGGUGAGAACAGAAGCUCCCACCUGCCAAGGGGGCAGGGGCACUUUGGGAGCUGCACAAGGGGCCGUGUCUUCAGCAGCCCAUCCUCAACUCAACACUGUCACUUAAAAAAAUAAAAAAGAUGGUAGACCAGAUAUAGACAAGGGAGGGGCUGGCCUGCCCGAAGUUCGUUUCUCUGUUCAUUCAUUUAUUCAUCAAUGUUUACUGAGCGUCUGUCCAGCACCAGGCAUGGCAGGCCCUGGGGACGCCAAGGCGCUGGGCCGACCGGACGCCACCAGCAGGAAGGUUUCCCGUGUAGAGAGAGGCAGAGGCGACUCUGCGAUCCACUAUCCAGUGAGCCUGUCUUCACCAUGCAUGCUUGGAGGGGCCGAAUUCUGGGGGAGCAUCCAGCCAGGGACGCCGCUGGGGGUGUCAGAUGUGCUUUGCCCAAAGCUGAGGACCCCUGAAGGGAGAGCUGAAGCGUCAGUGGGGCUGGCCAGGUGUGGUUCAGCCUCCCAGACCAAGGAGCGGGGUGUUCGAGGCUGGAGGAGAGCCAGGAGGGCUCUCAGGUGAUGGUGGUAAGCACUGAUUGGUGUUGGCUGUUUGUGAACCACUGUGCACACUUCGUUGUUAACAAUGCCGGUUAUGAAACGGAGUCUGUUGUUUGUCAGGAAAGAAUGGCAAAACCUUGGCAAGAGGCCACAGAUCAAAACUCUUGCUCAAAAGGAGGUGUUUGGAAAUGCCUGACCUCACCUACCCAGAGGAAUGGAGGCAGGGCCUGCGCUUCCCAGCCAUCUCCUGUCUGUAAAGCACCCCCAAUCUUCCAGGAGAGGCAGGGAGAUAAGAGGGGGCUUAUAUGAGUGUUUGAGAGCAGUUGGAAAGGUUUCCCUGCCCCCCAAAUCUCCACUCCAGCUCAGCUCGCCUUCUAAGAGCUGAGGGGACCGGAGGAGACACCACUGUGGGCCAAGCACAGCUGCCCAGAGCAGGUCUUCAACAGCUACACCAUGGCGCAGUGCUCCACAGUGUGCAUUGCCCCUUCCCAUGCAGCCCUGGAGGAGAUAGGAGUCAUAGCCCCAUUUUUCAGGCCAAGAAACUGAGGCUCGUGAGCGGAAGUGCCUUGGCCAAAGGCUCGGUGUCUAAUGACAGAGGUGGAGCCAGCACCCGGGUGUGCUUCCAGCAGUGCCCCCCCACCCUGCCUCUCAGGGAACGAGGGAGCAAGUGGGCCCUGCCAGGGAGGGCCAGGCUGGGGCAGGGGACACUGAGUGGGUCAGAGCCAGGUGCUGGGGUCAGAGGAGGCUCCAGAAUCUGUAGAAAGUUUCUUGGACAUUUAUGCCUCUUGAUCAGAUGUAGCAGUGCUGGCUACACUGCACACCUACUGUGUGCCAGGCCCGAGCUGAAGCAGGAAGCAUCCUCCUGUUGACAAAUGAGGAGAGUGCGACUCACAGAAGGAAGAAACGUCACAUCACACAACAAAGGCAAGGAGGCCAGACGUGAGUCAGGACCCACCCAUGCAGGCAGCGUAAGAACUUAAUGAGCACACUGGGUGGGCAGCUGCCACCUGGUACUUCAGGCGAGGCCACUGUGCCAGGCCUGAGCCGAGGGGCCCUCAGGCGACUUCCAUCUUCAGCCACUACGGAGUGCCCUUGGGCCAGCCAUGUGUCCACCCUGUGAAGUAUAAACAGGGUUCCCCCAGCAUCUAGCUCAUGAAAGGCAGCUUUGCAGGUGA